AGAAGCGGGAGGCAUGAAAUAGGCUUCCAUGGUCGUGUGAGACAUGUGCCCCGUGGACGUGCCCUGCGUGGGCGAGGCAACUUGGGGCGUGGGGGGAGAGGAGAGAGACAGCAGGCGCCUUGGACGGGGUUCGACGCAGCGUCACACGCACCGGGUCUGAGGUCCUUCCGAGGCAACCUUCGUACCGACCCCGAGCCGACGUCACGAGGCAGUCGAGCAGGGCGAGAUGGCAGGGACCCUCGACCGCGCCUGCAAGCUCCGACCUUCGCGAGGCAGGAGGUUGGAAGGCAUGGCUUCGAUGGCCUGCCGCAUGAAGGACGCUCGAGGGCAUGGGUGGGAGGAUCCCAAGCGUCCCCAGUCUAUAUCAGCGUCACAGAGGGGGGCGCUGGCAAGGCUGAUGCGACGUGUCGACGAGGCAGGCCCUCGCUUCCGCCGGGUGCCCCUCCUUCCUCGCGGUGCGCUCUUUGGGUGAUGAAUCAAGAGGGAAGAGGGUCAGAGGGAAUGACUCCGUGUCCAAGACGGGCCCGUGCAGCCUCCUUAGGGGGACUCGACAUGGUUCCAGAGUCAGGCAGAGACUCAGGGAGCGCCUUUGACCCCGGAUGGCCUUUUUGUGGCGCGCAUGAUAGUCCUCAUUUCUUCCUGCGUCCGUACAUUCCUCUGAUCUGGUCACUUCCAGGCACAGACACGAGCGCAAGAACCCUGCUGCCUGCGUCCGUUCCGACUCGAGUCCUAGGAGCGAGCAGCAGGGCCGGGCCUCUCCUCUUUUGGCCCUGCAUCGACCUCCUGGUCCACAGGCCCGCGUCCCGGUCGUCAUUAGCCUCGUUGGUGACGUCACACGUCGAGGGUUGAAGAUGCCUCGAAUAUUUCGGGACAACUCCCCCGCCAUACGUUGAAAAGGUGUCAGCGAGGCGCGCAGAUUCAGGGCAGGGGCGCCCUGCUGCUGGCAGGUUUGAAAUUAAACGGUCGCCUCCGCCCGAAACGGCAGGAGGCUGGGGAAGGGUAUGCCCGUCGACUUCGCACCGCACGCGGCAGAAAAGACGACACAUGCCAUAUCAAUGUGCAGGGCAAUGCACGAGGAAGACGAUGGCGUGGAUGAGGAAGGGGUGGGGGUGCUCACAGAGGGUGCAAUCGAGGGAAAAUCUGGGAAGAUCGAAUGUUUC
Molecule: messenger RNA, 1160 nt
Organism: Nannochloropsis gaditana CCMP526
Exons: 2
Source: RefSeq, a predicted model, not a curated record